CCGCCGCCGGAUCCUGUCGAUGUCGCUGGGCGGCUGCGGCCUUCGCAGCGGAGGCGGUGGGGAGGGGCCGCUCCGGCGGGGCGCGGCUUGCAGGCUGGAGGAGGAGGGGGAUUUAAUAAAACCGCGGCCAGCCGAAAUGGGGAGAUGCCUAAAGCAGCAGUGAGGAGUCUGUCGUCUGCCUAGUUGCCCACGUCUUUGUCUUGCGCUGGAACCAGCAAAGGAAGAUGUGUAUUUUUAUCCUUGUGCCAAGCUGGUCUGUCUAACUCCUGAACAGAGCUAUGCGCUGAAGCUGGAGGUCCUGACAAAAUGGGAGUACUUGUGUUCUCUGUGACUUGCAGUUUACUUCUAACUCUGGUGAGAGGGCACAGUUUGUUCACAUGUGAGCCAAUUACUAUUUCCAGAUGUUCAGGAAUGCCUUACAAUAUGACUUUUUUUCCAAACAUCAUGGGACACUAUGAUCAGGACACGGCUGCUUUCCAAAUGGAGCCUUUUUUUCCACUUAUGAAUCUUCACUGUUCACCAGACUUCCACACAUUUCUGUGCAAAGCCUUUGUCCCUGCCUGCCUAGAGCAAGUUCAUGUGAUUCACCCUUGUCGAAGCCUCUGUGAGAAAGUAUAUUCUGAUUGUAAGCAGUUGAUGGACACUUUUGGAAUCACAUGGCCUGAAGAGCUGGAAUGUGCCAGACUAGUCAAUUGUGAUGAAACUGUUCCUGCCACUGCUGCUGUAACCACAAACAUACAUGGAACCCAGAAGACCCCAGGCCAGACCCGAAGGGAUUAUGGAUUCUGGUGUCCACGACACCUACACACUACCAAUGGACAAGGCUACAAGUUUCUAGGAAUUGAUCAGUGCGCACCCCCAUGUCCCAAUAUGUACUUCAAAAACUAUGAAUUGGAUGUUGCAAAAAGCUUCAUUGGAAUAGUUUCAAUCUUUUGUCUUUGUGCUACGCUUUUUACUUUCCUGACUUUCCUGAUUGAUGUUAAAAGGUUUAGGUACCCAGAGAGGCCGAUCAUAUAUUACUCUGUCUGUUACAGCAUAGUCUCUCUAAUGUACUUUAUUGGAUUUUUACUUGGGAACAAAACUGCCUGUAAUGAGGCAGAUGAUAAGUUAGAAAUCGGUGAAACAGUUGUUCUUGGCUCCCAAAACAAAGCCUGUACUGUCCUUUUCAUGGUUUUGUAUUUUUUCACUAUGGCAGGAACUAUAUGGUGGGUGAUUCUUACAAUCACUUGGUUCCUUGCAGCAGGAAGAAAAUGGAGCUGUGAAGCUAUUGCACAAAAGGCCAUGUGGUUCCAUGCGGUUGCAUGGGGAAUACCUGGUUUUCUAACCAUUAUGCUCCUUGCAAUGAACAAAGUUGAAGGGGACAAUAUCAGUGGAGUUUGUUUUGUGGGUCUCUACGAUCUGGAUGCCUCUUUGUACUUUGUGCUUUUGCCGUUGUGCCUUUGUGUCUUUUUCGGUCUCUCUCUUCUUUUAGCUGGUAUUAUUUCUUUAAAUCAUGUGCGGCAAGUCAUUCAGCAUGAUGGCAGAAACCAGGAGAAGCUAAAGAAAUUUAUGAUCCGAAUUGGAGUUUUUAGUGGUUUAUACUUGGUGCCACUUGUAGCACUUCUUGGAUGUUAUGUCUAUGAACUGGUGAACCGGAAGAUCUGGGAAACGACUUGGGUGUUUGACCACUGUGACCAGUACCAUAUUCCUUGUCCUUAUCAGGCAAAGGCACUAGCAAGACCAGAAAUAUUUUUGUUUCUGAUGAAAUAUUUGCUGACAUUGAUUGUUGGCAUAUCUCCAGUCUUCUGGGUGGGAAGUAAAAAGACCUGUUCUGAAUGGGCCAAUUUCUUCAACAGAAACCGCAAAAGAGAUCCGAUCAGUGAAAGUCGAAGAGUGCUGCAAGAAUCAUGUGAAUUUUUCUUGAGGCAUAAUUCCAAAGUUAAGCAUAAAAAGAAGCACUACAAAUCAACCUCACACAGACUGAAAGUCAUUUCGAAGUCAAUGGGGACCAGCACCGGUGGGACAACAAAUCAUGGAACGUCUGCAGUAGCAAUCACUAAUCAUGAUUACUUAAGCCAGGAAACCGUUGCAGAAAUUAAAACCUCUCCAGAGACAUCUGAGAAAGAGGUAGAGGCGGAUGGAACAUCAGUCCAAAGAGUCGACGAAGGUGAAAACAGUGGAGAUCAAAUGUUAUCUGGUUCUAAACUCACCGUGGAGCAGGUGGAAAAAAGAAAUAAAGCAGAUAGCACAUGUCACCUGAGUAGCUUGGGUGAGAGUAUGAAGAGAACAGCUGAAGGAAGAAUAACUCCUAGGAGUGAUUUUGUUGAAUCUCCUCCAUUACAAAGCAGCUGUUCCCAAAUACCUGAUGUCUCACAGUCAGCUUCCCUACCGCUACUUGUCUACUCGGCUUCAGAUACCAGAAGAGACUUGGAUUCAGGAAACAGUUCAAACCUUUGAAAGAUUGAAAUUUUAUAUGAACAUUUGCAGUGUAUAAAACUGAUAGGGAUUCUGUGUUACACUGGAAA
Messenger RNA from Pezoporus occidentalis (night parrot), 2504 nucleotides. It is a transcript of the gene FZD6, whose product is annotated as frizzled class receptor 6. The transcript is spliced from 7 exons. Gene Ontology annotation, cellular component: plasma membrane. Gene Ontology annotation, molecular function: Wnt receptor activity; Wnt-protein binding. Gene Ontology annotation, biological process: canonical Wnt signaling pathway; non-canonical Wnt signaling pathway. Bases 307 to 2436 code for a protein of 709 amino acids. The record is from RefSeq and is a predicted model, not a curated record. Lineage: Eukaryota; Metazoa; Chordata; Aves; Psittaciformes; Psittacidae.